Molecule: messenger RNA, 1195 nt
Organism: Tarenaya hassleriana
Lineage: Eukaryota; Viridiplantae; Streptophyta; Magnoliopsida; Brassicales; Cleomaceae
Product: peroxidase 3
Exons: 4
Coding region: 64-1056 (330 amino acids)
Biological process (GO): hydrogen peroxide catabolic process; response to oxidative stress
Cellular component (GO): plasmodesma; plant-type cell wall
Molecular function (GO): heme binding; peroxidase activity
Source: RefSeq, a predicted model, not a curated record
UUAAUAAUACGCACAUCAAGAACAGUAAAAACCCACACAAUCUCCGUAGACAGAGGAUUGAAGAUGAAGGGGGCAAAUUAUUCGGCGAUUGUUGUUGUUAUUGCGGCGUCUUUGGUCAUCUUAGGACAUGUUGGAAAGGUCCAAGCUCAGUUGCAGAUGAACUUCUACGCCGAUAGUUGUCCGAACGCCGAGGAGAUCGUUCAAGGCUUUGUCAAACAGCACAUUCCUAAUGCUCCUUCUUUGGCCGCUGCCCUUCUCAGGAUGCAUUUCCACGACUGUUUCGUCCGGGGGUGCGAUGGAUCGGUGCUUAUAAAUUCGACGAGGGGAAACGCGGAGAGAGACUCGGCUCCGAACCUAACGCUAAGAGGAUUCAGCUUCAUAGACGGUAUCAAAGCAGUGCUUGAAGCUCAAUGCCCUGGAAUCGUCUCUUGUGCAGAUGUCAUCGCUCUUUCUGCAAGAGACUCGGUUGUCCUAACGGGAGGGCCUUAUUGGAGAGUGCCGACGGGGAGAAGAGACGGGAGGAUCUCCAACGCGUCGGAGGCGUUGGCGAAUAUCCCUCCUCCGACCAGUAAUUUCACCACUCUUCAGAGACUCUUUGGAAACCAAGGGCUCGAUCUCAAGGACUUGGUCUUGCUUUCCGGGGCUCACACGAUCGGGGUGUCACACUGCUCAUCGUUCUCGAACCGUUUGUACAACUUCACGGGACGAGGGGACCAAGACCCUGCUUUGGACAGCGAAUACGCCGCCAAUCUCAAGUCCCGAAAAUGCCCCACCCUCAACGACAACGUUACCAUCGUAGAAAUGGAUCCUGGAAGCCGAAAAACGUUCGACCUAAGCUACUACACUUUGGUACUCAAACGUCGAGGUCUCUUCCAGUCCGACUCUGCUCUCACGACAAACCCCACGACUCUUUCGGCCAUCAACGGUCUCGUCCAAGGGACGUUGCAAAAUUUCUAUACGGAGUUUGCCAAUUCGAUGGAGAAGAUGGGUCGGAUCAACGUGAAGACGGGAUCGGCAGGUGUUGUUAGGAGACAAUGUGGGGUUGCUAAUAGUUGAGGGGGUGGAAGCGUGAAGGUGUGAAGAGUUUUGGGGUCUUGUGUGUGAAUAAAAACGAGAUGUGUUGUUUGUGCAUGGAUUUGGUUUGGAAGAUUGUGGCAAUGAAGUGAGAAAAAAUAAAGGUGGGAUUGACUGGUCA